GCUGCACGUGCAGAGUACACGUGAGGUCACGUGAAAUCCGUGACGUCACAGUGAAGCAUUCCACAGUAUAAAUUCAUCGUCGCCUCACAUUUAAUCUAAUCUAGUGUGAUCAAUUGAGUGAGAAUCAGAGCAGAAAGAUUAUCACGUGAACAAACACUCAAAAUAACUGUUUUCCAGCACUUCAUUACAGCACUAGUGUUUCUGUCUGUAAUCAAUGGAGCUCAAGUCUAAAAAGAGUUCAAUAUUAGUAGAUAAUACAAUAAGAGCUGGAGAAAAAAACAUCACUGACCCUUCAGGAGCAAAUCCAGAGGCUUCUCCUGCAGCAGCAGCUAUGGAGAACAGCCCAGCAGAAAAACCAGCUAAACACAAGAAGAAAAGCCUUUGUGCAUUCUUCAAGAAGACAUGGCUUGCUGUGAAAAGCACUCGUCGAGGCAACAAAACAGCCCCUCCUCAGCUUGUGACGGACACAGAUUCAGCUGAUCUUCAGUGUGGUCCUUCUGAUCUCGAACCAGCAGCACACUGUCAUCCAGCUGAUCCACAGCCAGGCCCGUCCGGCCUAGAGCCAAUAACUCUACAGGAUCAACCUGAUCCUCUGCCAUGUCUGUCCAGCAUCACACCGAUAGUCUGUGUUGAAAAUCCAGCUGAUCCCAAGCCAGCUGAAGUACCAUUUGAUGAGAUUUAUGAAGUGGGAGAUGAGCUUGGACAAGGAGGCUUUGGCACGAUGUGUACGAGGGACUUCAAAAAUCAACGCAAGAAGGUUGCCAUCAAAAUCAUCCUCAAGUGUGAAAGAGACCGUUAUAUUGAACUACCUGGCUGUUCAAAGCCACUGUUUGCAGAAGUGGCUGCAAACCUGCUGCUGACACAGGCACCAUUAAGCCCCUACAUUGUGUACAUGCUGGAAUGGUUUGAAGAGGAGGAUCGGUUCAUCCUCAUCCUGGAACAUCCGGAACCCUGCAAGGACUUGCUCAAAUUUGUGGUUAACAACAUGCAUUGGCCGAACGAAUUACAGACACGUAGCCUGAUGUAUCAAGCGGUGCUCGGGGCCAAGCACUGUCUUGACCGAGGUGUCUUUCACCGGGACAUUAAGUUGAAUAACUUUCUGAUCAACACGACGACUAACCGAGUCCAACUAAUAGACUUUGGCUGCAGUGACCUCGUCAAAAGUACAGGCUACUUGGGUGAUUUUAUAGGAGGAGUCUGCCCGCCUGAAUACUACAACGACUUAAGAUACAAGGCAGAGCCAACAACCGUCUGGUCUCUGGGUGUAAUGAUGUACGCAAUGAUGUGCAAAUGUCGACCCUUUAGCAGUCCUGAAGACAUGAUGCAUGGCAGUCUGAGUUUUAACGUUAGAGUAUCCACAGAAUUGCAGAAUUUGAUAAGUCGCUGCCUGACUGUUGACCCAACUAAGAGAGCGACUAUUGAGGAGAUCCUACAGCAUAAAUGGUUU
This is a messenger RNA of Puntigrus tetrazona (Sumatra barb), 1447 nucleotides long. RefSeq names its product serine/threonine-protein kinase pim-1-like. The annotation marks the transcript as partial. The record is from RefSeq and is a predicted model, not a curated record. Gene Ontology annotation, molecular function: ATP binding; protein serine/threonine kinase activity. Gene Ontology annotation, biological process: regulation of mitotic cell cycle; protein autophosphorylation; negative regulation of apoptotic process. Gene Ontology annotation, cellular component: cytoplasm. The transcript has 7 exons. Lineage: Eukaryota; Metazoa; Chordata; Actinopteri; Cypriniformes; Cyprinidae.